UUAAUAACUGUGCAUUUAUAAAAUUCAUUGGAAUUGAAAUAAUAAUAAUUUGAAAUGUGUGACAAAUGAAAUUCAAAAGAAAAAGUUCAGCACAGAAAUCAAUUAAAAUUGACCCUGAAUAGUGAAAAAGAUUAAAAAGAUGAAAUUGAAGUAGUUUAUUGAAUAAAUAUCAUUUAUUGCUGCACUGCAUGUCGUCUGAGCUUAAUUAGCCAUAUCAAAUGUUCGAGACGUCUAAAAUGCAAAAUAAGAUGAUAUGACAUUCAAUCAUGAUUUUAUUGUACACAACAGAAGUGACAAAUUUCAACAUAAAGAUGAGCAUGAAUCAUAAAUUUUGAGAGAGCAGCAACAACAGCUGAGGCUUCAUAUCAGUGAUGAUGAAUCGACGGAAGAGGAAUUUGCAAAACAAUUUACGCAACAACAAAAUGCAUCAAAAUUCCACUCCAAAAGUAGAACAAUGCCGAGACUCAAUAAUAAUGCCUUACAAAAUCCAAGAAACACGACACAAUUGUCAACUUUUCAGAAUCAAAUACAAAUUGUACAGCCACAGUUGAUUGAUGCACAUUUGCCACAAAUAAAUCAACCGAAGAAAAUUCCUCCAAAACCACCAUUGAGGAAGCAAAUUCGACAUGAUCCGGAAGGAAUUCAACAAGUUCAGUCAGUUACGGCUGAAUUUCAUGAGAAGAAAACUUUUCAGUUGGCGGUUGUUCAACAAACCCAUAAAUUGGCACUACGUGAAGUUCCAAAGCCACCAAUAAAUUUUAAUCAUCAACUGAACCAACAGCAGCAGCAGUCACACUUGUUGCAUCAAACUCAAUCAUCUAUGUCCUCAAUGACUUCAUCGACUACUUCUCAUUUUCCUAAUAUUUUAAGUUUUGGCACACAAAAUUUUCAUUUGCGACAUCAACAAAUGGCUCCGAAUCCACAAUAUUUGCAGCCACAACAAAAACAACAACAACAACAUAAAAUGAGCAGCAACAUGCCAAGAAUGAAUGUUAUGAGAAAUCUGCAACGACAAGUGCAAAGUCAUGCACAGUCAAAUGGCAUGAUUGUGGCAAAUUACAGCAGUUCUGUGUACGAACGAAGUGAUCCGGAGAAUCACAUUUAUGAGAUGAUUGAUGAAUCUGAGGCAAAUGGUCAGCAGAAGAAAAAGGCAAUAAAUACUGAUGAGGAAAUGACGAAGAAGCCCGAACACGAUGGAAAUGAUUUGUUCCAAAAUUUGUUACGUACGGAAAUGCUGAAUCAGCUGCAGUUAUGCAAAAGUAACAAUUUAAAGGGAAAUAAUGGAUUCUUGAGUCAUUUAACACAUGAAAAGCGGAUGGACAUCAUUCAGGAAACAGCACUGGCACUGGCCUCGUCAGCUUAUGUGGAAAACUUUCAUCCGCAAUCACUUCCAACAUCACUGAUUAAAAAGGUCACAUAAAGCAGAAAAAUAAUAAUUUAAAAGCACGAAAUCUCACUGAUUAAUAAUCAACAUGAUGAUUGAUCGACAUGAAUAAAAUAAGUUGAAAGAAGUGCGCUCAUUGAAAAGUCAACAUAGCAUGUGAUUAUAAACGACACUGGAUAUUAAUCAGUUCCCCACAACCCAACGUUAAACGAACGAGAUAUGCAAUAAGUCAUUGACUGAUAGACAUUCUCAAUCUUCAUGAUAAUCUCAACUCAUCGCAUAUUUAUUACGGCUAUGAAGUAAUGAGGAUAAAAAAGCUAUUAACUCUGUUUGUGCUUCUUAUCAGACAAUUAUCGAGAAGCGGCUCUUGUUGAGACACACUUUAGAGUGUAAAUGUAAUAAGAUUUCAUCACGGACAUGAAAAAAAAUUAAAUUGUCAAUGAUGAAAAGUGAAGGGAAGUGAAAUUAUUCUUCCUGUCGAUUCGCAUGUCUUGCAAGAGAACUGCAUAGUCAAUUAAACAUUAAUUAUUAUUAAAUGGAUUUUUUGUAUUUUGAUGCAUGGCUUGAAUUGAGUUUUUGAACCCUCGCGCUAUAGUUUAAGUCAGUUACAGGCGCGUAGCCAGGAGGGUCUUGCCCCCCUUCCCCUUAAAAGUUUUGAACCGAAACGAAAGCACGACCUAAAACGCAUAAGAGGGGGACAACACCCUCUUGGCUACGCGCCUGGUCAGUUAUGAUGCUAUAUCAGUGCUGGCCAACCAAUGUUCCGCGAUAUAAUUCGAUAAAUUCCACAAAUCGUAUGCUGUCUGCGGCUUCGGACAUGGAUUACUACUAAGAUGUGCCGUGGCAACAAAAAGGUUGUGCAACACUGUAGCUGAACGAUUACAAAAAUGCUCACAUAACCCAAAAAUUCUUCAAAUAUUUCCUAUUUACAGCCAUUGCGGUCGAUUGUAAACAUGAAACGAUAAUGAAGUAAGAAAUUCCAUCCUCAAUUAUGAUGAUACCAAUUUACAAUUGAACAUUCCAAUUGCUGUACAAAAAAUUCUUUACAUAUGCAAAUUUUCUUCUUCUUUCCCGUUCUUCCUUCCUUUUCAGCCCGCAAGCAAUUCUUCGGUUUAAUUUGCAUUUUGACUCAUUUUAAUUAUCUUUUCCUUCACAUCAUGUUCUCGUUGCUGUUGUUGCUGUUUUUGCAUUAAUUUUUAUAUAUUACCAUGUAGUGGAAGUAACAGGAAUUAAAAAUUCAGGUUGAUUAUCUUAUUAAAAACGGAACAUUGAGCAUGUUUUUGUUGGAACUAAAAGCAAUAAAAACGACUAGCUAUAAAAUAAUUAUUACACCAUUUCUCUAUUGUCCAAUAUCCGCAUAUGGUAAUAAAAAAAGCCACUGGAGUGACCUCAUCUAAUCUUUGUUACAGUUAUUGCUCCCCUGCCUCACCCUGAAGUAUAAAAGGCUCUUUUUGUGAACGGAAUGAAAAGUUUUACGGCAUUAAAAAAUAUUUUUUGUGGAAAUGGACAGAGACAAUUAUCAGGAAUGUGUGGAGACACAUAAAAAAGGUAUGUUGGUUGAAAGUUGAUGAAGAAGUCCUUGCGGGUAUUUUAAUUAUGCUGCUUGCUUACCUUUUGAAUAAAAAACUGU
Messenger RNA from Chironomus riparius, 3014 nucleotides. The record is from the annotation of a GenBank genome assembly. NCBI's taxonomy places the organism in Eukaryota, Metazoa, Arthropoda, Insecta, Diptera, Chironomidae.